Perkinsus marinus ATCC 50983 is the source of this 258-nucleotide messenger RNA. RefSeq lists its product as hypothetical. Lineage: Eukaryota; Perkinsozoa; Perkinsida; Perkinsidae. The transcript has 2 exons. The record is from RefSeq and is a predicted model, not a curated record. The coding region runs from base 1 to 258 and encodes 85 amino acids.
AUGUCGGCUCUAGUAGAGCUCGGCUACGAUGGUGGAGGAGCUGCUGGGGAUAUGGACCGGCUUGAUGAUGAUAUCCUAGAGGGCACUGCUGGCCAAGAAGAGCACGAUGGAGCUGCUUCCGCUGCAGCCGUGGCUGAGGAGGUCGAUGAAGAUGUGGCCGGUAAUGUGGCGCUCUCGUCGGACGCUCCCAAGAAGGAGAAGCGCAAGACUCCCUAUAAGUCCUUCAUAAAUCGCAAGAAGCAACGUACCGCGGAGUGA